Molecule: messenger RNA, 1760 nt
Organism: Dioscorea cayenensis subsp. rotundata (Guinea yam)
Lineage: Eukaryota; Viridiplantae; Streptophyta; Magnoliopsida; Dioscoreales; Dioscoreaceae
Product: snurportin-1
Exons: 8
Coding region: 50-1297 (415 amino acids)
Biological process (GO): snRNA import into nucleus
Cellular component (GO): cytoplasm; nucleus
Source: RefSeq, a predicted model, not a curated record
UUCCUCAUUCUAAAACUCGAGCGCUGAUUCGAAGAGAAGCCGGUGAGCAAUGGCGCCGCACGAUCUCCGCCGGCCGUUCAAACGCGCCGCCAUCUCCGAUCAGCAGCGCCGGCGUGAGCUGGCUCUUCAGCGUCAGGCCGAGCAGCGCGCUAAUUCCCAAGCUCGUGCUCGUGCCCUUGCCUCAUCCCUCCUCUCCUUCCCAUCGUCACCCCAAUCGGAACCUGAGUUCGAUCUGGAGACGGAGCAAGAGACCGAGGAGCCUACGACGGUGGUCUCUAGCGUGCUGGAGGCAUCCAAGCUCAAAGGCAGCGAGGCGCGGAGGUGGUUUGCAAGGCAGCUUAUGCUUCCCGAGUGGAUGAUCGACGUUCCGCCCCAUCUUGAUAACGACUGGUAUGUGUUUCCGAGGCCUGCUGGAAAGCGCUGCUUUGUGGUAUCUUCUAAUGGAACCACUGUGAGUAGGCUCCGGAAUGGCUCUGUCCUGCAUUAUUUUCCUUCAGCUUUACCAAAUGGUGCUCGGAAUAAAGAUGUUUCUGGCCCAGCAAGUGCAUAUUGCAUUCUGGAUUGUAUAUUUCAUGAGUCUGAUCAAACCUACUACGUCAUUGAUAUGGUCUGUUGGCGAGGAUAUUCAUUGUAUGACUGCACUGCAGAAUUUAGAUUUUUUUGGUUGAACUCCAAGCUUGUGGAAACUGGUGCUUGUAAUCCACCAUCAACAUACCACAGGUAUAGAUUCAGUGUUGUCUCUAUUUAUGAUUGCAACCAGAUGGGCUUACAUGCAGCAUAUGCGGGCUCCAUGCCAUUUAGCAGAGAUGGGCUAUUGUUUUACAACAAGCAUGCACAUUAUCAAACUGGCAACACCCCUUUGGCCCUGGUGUGGAAGGACGAACACUGUAGCCAGUAUUUUCUUGAUACAGAUAGCAAAGGAGAAGUUCCAGCUCUGCAGCAGGUAGUCCUUGAGUUGCAAGAUGAUGGAAAGUUGGUUACCUCUGAUGAUCCUCCUGUAGUAUUUGGGUCGCUAGACGGGGAAUUUGUUCAAAAGUCAGGUUUAAGAUCAGGAAACUUGCUCCGCUUUGCUAUUAAGGAUGAAGGGGCGAGAAUUGUAGAUGGAAAAUUGGAGUUGUGUGACACUCAAUACGUCGGCAAGUCUAAUCGUGCACGUGCUUUUGCAGAUAGUUACUCUAAGGUGUUUUUCCAGUAUGCAGCUCGUCACUCUCCUCUUCGGAUGGGUGACCUACUGGCAUCCAUCCAGCCGCAUAUAUCCCAGGACGAGAAGACUUUAGAUGUUGAAAUGGCUGGUUGAUGUUUCACAUAAAUGGCAGCCGUCAAGACAAAUGGAAAGGCAGAAGGAAAGAUCCAUCAAGAUUCCAACACUAGCUCUAUGCUAUUUGUAUUUAUUGAUAUAUAGAGAAAACUCACACAUCUUCAGUUAGCUUGGCUACGCGCUCUCCGUAUAUUGUGUGCUAGGUGCAUGGUGCAUUGUUCAGUGACUAUCUUUUCAAUCCAAAUGGUUUUGGACUGGUUGGUUUGGUGAUCCUCAGAAAGGUGCCAAUCAUAUGGAGUUAGAGUUGUUCAUUUCUACUUUUCUGGAAUGUUUAAUUUCUAUAUUAGUGAUCAAAACAGAACUAGCAUCCUUUUUUUCUAAUGUUUUAGUGCAUGUGAUCACCUGAGUACAAUGCUGUAUUGUGAUGUCUGUUGUAUUGAAGGUCCACAGGAGUUCUGUAAAGGAGUCUAGAAAAUCUUGGAAAUGGAUCAAAUUUUCAUAA